Messenger RNA from Paramecium tetraurelia, 894 nucleotides. RefSeq lists its product as uncharacterized. NCBI's taxonomy places the organism in Eukaryota, Ciliophora, Oligohymenophorea, Peniculida, Parameciidae. The transcript is spliced from 2 exons. The record is from RefSeq and is a predicted model, not a curated record. Gene Ontology annotation, molecular function: NAD+ poly-ADP-ribosyltransferase activity.
AUGGAUACUUAUGAUGCAAUAAAAUUACCUUUAAGAGAAUUAGCAGCAUUAGUGAUGACAAAAGAAUAUAAGGUUUUGAGGUAAAUUUAGAAUGAAUUUGAUAUAGAAUGCCCAAAUUAUGUUGAGAUCCUAAAACAUACCAAUGACUUUUAUUGUUAAAUUCCACAUUAUUUCUAAUAAAAUAAAGUUCCAUAUAAUUAGAUAGUAUACAAAAUUUUAGAGGAAAGCAAAAACGAUUCAAAUUAAAUUGAUGAAACCUUUAAAAAACUCAAUAUAGAUAUAUAAUAAUUAGAGCAUAAUAGUGAAAAAGUUAAAAUUAAUUAAAUGUUCAUACAAAAUACAUAAGGUUAUUCUUGUAAAUUGGAAGUUGAACAUGUCUUUGAGCUAACAAAAGAAUAAGAUGAUAAGAGAUUCAAGCAAGAUUUUGGAAAUAGAAUGCUCCUGUAUCUUGGAUCACCAUCAAUUAACUUUGCAGGUAUAUAGGCUCAAGGAUUAAAAAUAGCAGCACUUGAAGCUCCAGUCACAGCACAUAGAUUUGGAAAAGGGAUUUAUUUUACUGAUGUUGUUGAAAAAGCAGCAAGUUAUGUUGCACAGAUUUUCAAAAAAAUUAUAUAUUUAUUCUACUUUGCGAUGUGGCAUAGGGUAAUCCAGGUAUCAAAUUCGAUUAUGAUUGUUAUGGAGGUAAUCUCCCUAAAGAGACUCAUAGCACUUUGGGUAAAGCUAGAUGCUACCCUGCCGAAUAAUCUUAUGUUAAUAUGCCUUGAUUGCCUAAUGUAAAAGUUCCAAUUGGUAAGCCUGAACCUUGAGAAUUUCAGGAUACAUCCAUGUUAAAGUGCUAUGAAUUUAUAAUUUAUGAUGAUGCUUAAGUCAGGUUAAAGUAUUUAGUCAAAUUGA